Molecule: messenger RNA, 1226 nt
Organism: Prosopis cineraria
Lineage: Eukaryota; Viridiplantae; Streptophyta; Magnoliopsida; Fabales; Fabaceae
Exons: 8
Source: RefSeq, a predicted model, not a curated record
UAUUGCCAUAAACUUAUAGGCAGUUAUUUGUUUACAGCUGAGGCUGUGGCAGGAUCAGCAGCAUGGCUUGGCAGAGGAUUAUCUUGCGUAUGCGCACAGAGAAGAGAUAGUGAUGCCCGUCUCUCUGUUGAUUUAACUCCAUUGCAGGAGGAAUGUUUGCAGAGGCUACAGAGCCGUAUAGAUGUUCCGUAUGAUAGCUCCAUCCUUGAGCACCAGGAGUCUCUAAGGGCGCUAUGGAAUAUUGCCUUUCCUGAAGAAGAACUUCAUGGCUUAAUAUCCGAGCAGUGGAAAGAAAUGGGUUGGCAAGGAAAGGAUCCGUCAACAGACUUUAGGGGCGGUGGGUAUAUAUCUUUGGAGAAUUUGCUAUAUUUUGGCAGGAAUUUCCCAAAAUCCUUCCAAGACCUUUUAUGGAAGCAGGAAGGAGACCGAUCAGCAUGGGAGUACCCAUUUGCUGUUGCUGGUGUUAACAUCACCUUUAUGCUUAUCCAAAUGCUUGAUCUUGAAGCAGUCAAGCCACGGACAAUGGUGGGAGCAACUUUCCUAAGACUUCUUGCAGAGAAUGAAUGGGCUUUUGAUCUACUCUAUUGCAUAACUUUUAAGCUGAUGGAUCUUCAAUGGCUUACCAUGCGAGCAUCAUACAUGGAUUUUAAUAGAGUGAUGAAAGCGACACGUCAUCAGCUGGAGAAAGAGCUUCUCCUUGAAGAUAUUACACGGCUAGAGGAUUUGCCUUCAUACAAACUUCUUACACGAUAGAGAGAUAUCAGUUCGUAGUCUGAGUGUACUAGGUUAGUUGAAAAGGUUUUUGUAAAUGAUCUUAUAUGCCAUUUCUGCCAAUUGAGGAUUGAAACUUGUAUCUCAGAGGCCAGCUAGACUUGGUUUGGAUAGAAUGAAAAGUAAGAUAAUAGAGAGGAGAAAAAACUAGGAGAAAAUUUUUCUCUUCUAGUUUUCCUUAUUCGUAUUUUUCUCUCAAUCCAAACCAAGAGAAAGUGUGAUGUCCUCAAGAUUUUAGAUGCGGCAUAGAGAUUUCAAGGGUGAAAUGCAAUUGUUGAUGACAAAAUUGAGGUUGUUGGUCUUUGCUAAUCCAUGGAUUCUCAUGAAGUUGAUCUUCGUAUUGAUCUCAGCCAAACAUAACCUGGGUUCGCUAUGUGGGUUUGCUUUAUCAAAAUGGAAAUAAAGUCUAGUUUGUUUAUAUGCUUGAUUAUUGAGCAUAUUUUCCCUUUAUAAUA